ACCGAAGCCUUGGAGAGAGAAGGCUGCCGAGGCCACCAGCCUACGAGAAAACACUAUAAAGUAAAAUAGGAAGAAAGAGCAGCGGCUACAAGGAACAUGUCGAUGUGAGGAAGGAAAGCAUUGCUGUUGUGCUGGAAGAGGAAACGCCUGUGUUGAGUGUGCCGAGUGCUGGGUGUGAUGACUGGCAAGCUGUCUGAGUACAGGUUUCGGCCGCUGGUGAUGCGUCCCGUGCGGCCCUGGGGCAACCUGAAGGAUGGCAUUCCCAUUCCCAUGUCCCGGAGUGGCCACCGCAUAGUGUGCUCUGGACUCUCCUUCUACUCUUUUGGCGGCUACAAUCCCAAGAUCACUGACACUGAGUAUGUAGAUGACACAUGGCACCGCACCAGACCUCUCUUCCAGGAGCUAUGGCAGUUCAACCUAGUGACUCACACAUGGACGCGCAUCAAGGGGGAGGGGGCCAUGCCGGAGGAGUUGGCCUCCCACUCAGCCGUGCAGCGUGGGCCAUUCAUGCUGGUGUUUGGAGGGACUGCCAUGCCCUUUGGUGACUCCUCCUCAGAUUCUUUGUAUCAGUGUCACCUGCCCACUGGAAGAUGGCAGAAGAUUGUCACCAUGGGAAAGAAACCAAAGCCUAUGUAUGGACAGGCGGUGUGCAUGAGUGAUGACUACCUCUAUGUGGUGGGAGGGACAACUGGAUUCCAAUACAGCAUUGAUGUCCAUCGCCUUGACUUAGAAAAUCGUACCUGGGAACAGCUCUCUCCAUCCUCUCCCCCACCACAAACCGUCCCUGAGGAGAGGUACCGUCAUGAGGUGGUGGAGCAUAAGGGUUCACUCUAUGUGUUUGGCGGUGGGCGGUCUGAUGCUUCCUGCCCACUGAAUGAGCUGCCCACCUUCCUGCUUCAGGAACGGGUUUGGGCCACAACCUCGACGCAGCCCGACUCCCGCACCAACACCUUCCCCAAGCCACGACGCUGCCAUGUGGCCAUCAAAGUUGACAAAUAUGUGUACCUUCAUGGGGGAUACAAUGGAUCAGAGGCUUUUGCUGACUUGUGGCGCCUCAACCUGACAACAUUUAAGUGGCAGCUGCUCCCCUGCAGGUCACUUGUGCCUCUCUACUUCCACUCAGCUGCUGUGACAGAGGAAGGAUGCAUGUACAUAUUUGGAGGAGUGAAAGACCUAAGAGAAAACAAGCGUACAGCUCGCAUCAACAAGGUGUGGCUGGGAGUGGUUCGCCUUAAGGACAUGUGCUGGGAGGCACUGUGUCACUACUGCCCCAACCUGCCCUCCCAGCCUCCCUCAACACUGCGGGCCAUGGGCAUUCCACCGUACAUCGUGGAAGCCCUGCAGCACCAGACCCCAGCAUAUGGCUAAUUGACGGGCAUGGCGUGGUAUGUGAGGGCAGCUUGGUGUGGUGUGGUGUGGCGUGGUGCGGUCCAGUUGGCCAGACUGGCUUCCCUUCUAGCCCCUUGUCACCUCUUGUGUGUUCAGAUUUGUAGCUACUCACACUCCUCAUACUGUUAUUGAUUUUUUAUGUAUUUUUAUUUUUGGUAAUAAUUUAAUUUAUUAUUAUUAUGAUUAUGAUUAUUAUUUAUAUUAUUAUGAUCAUCAUCAUCAUCAUCAUUAUCUUCAUCUCCAUAAGCAUUAUCAUUAUGAGUAUAAUCACCAUCAUUAUAAUAAUCUCAUCAUUAUCAUCGUUACCAACAUCAUCAUUGUCACCAUCAUCAUUGUUAUCAUUGUCUUUCACUUGAUCUUUUCUUUUGCAUUUCCUUAUUUAUAUUAACAUGGUGACCGUGUAUUGCGCAUUGCAUUAGUAAUACAUUACAGUAAGUGGCUUUGUAAUGGUCUAGAUUCUGGAAGGAUGGUUGGCUCUUGAGGCUUACCAUAUUUAGUUUGUAAAAAUUCAUAGACAUCAUUUUAAACCUACUCUACCUUUUUACGCAAGAUGUGAAAAAAACAUACAAUUAUAUGUACACACCUCUGUGUAUUCAUACAGUGCUACAUACAGUUUAUUGCUGCUGUUGAGUUCUUUUUGCUGCCUGUGUGUUGAAUUUCCUUAUUUGUUUUCCUAUGCAAAUUCUUUUUUCAUGCUGUGCCUAACAAAUCACCAUGAAUAAAAAAUAAGCCAAGCAGUA
Portunus trituberculatus (swimming crab) is the source of this 2129-nucleotide messenger RNA. Its product is annotated as kelch domain-containing protein 10-like. Gene Ontology annotation, biological process: positive regulation of stress-activated MAPK cascade. Gene Ontology annotation, molecular function: protein binding. The record is from RefSeq and is a predicted model, not a curated record. Lineage: Eukaryota; Metazoa; Arthropoda; Malacostraca; Decapoda; Portunidae. The transcript has 9 exons. The coding region runs from base 178 to 1368 and encodes 396 amino acids.